Messenger RNA from Meloidogyne enterolobii, 307 nucleotides. The record is from the annotation of a GenBank genome assembly. NCBI's taxonomy places the organism in Eukaryota, Metazoa, Nematoda, Chromadorea, Rhabditida, Meloidogynidae.
UAAAGGCUUUUACUAUGAAAAUUCUGGAUGGAAAUUGCAUGGAGAAAUGAUUAAAGACGAGGAAUGUCAUUUUCUGAGAGCGGAGGAGGAAGUGGAGGACUUUUGUAAGGUUGCUGAGUACGAAUUCUUUGGUGUUAAUAAUCCACAAGAACAUGUUUUGUUGUAUUUGUGCUUCCAUGUUGGUUCCAAGCAGCCGUAUUAUUCGGAAGUUAGAAGAAUUGAUUUAGUAUAGAUAAUUUUGUGUUUGUGUGAUAAUUUGUAUAUAUUGUGUUGUGAAAUGUAGGAAAUUAUGUAUAUAAUGUAUGUU